Chara braunii is the source of this 966-nucleotide messenger RNA. The record is from the annotation of a GenBank genome assembly. NCBI's taxonomy places the organism in Eukaryota, Viridiplantae, Streptophyta, Charophyceae, Charales, Characeae.
CCGGCUUUGCAGACACACGCGUCGGUCAUGAAGUUACCGGUGGCUCCAAUGUCGAGGAGGGCCCGGAACUUAGUUGUAGACGCACCAACGGCGGCAACGAUGAAUUUGAGGUGGAAACGAGAUGAGUUGGCGGUGGAGAUGAUGGUGUUGAGGCGGCGGUGUUCGUUGCCUAAGCGAACAAGCCGAUCGUGUCGGGCUUGUUCCUCAACAACAUCGGAGAAGGUGAUAGUGGAUGCAUUUGGGAGAAGGGUAGAGGAGCAUGAGGCAGUGGGAGGUGUUUGCGACGCCAGGGAAUCGUUCGGUGGAGGGGGCGUCGCCGGAGAGGGGGAAGGCAAACGAAUUGUCGAUGUCAGAUGGGCCAUCGGUGCGACGAAGGAUGUCACCGAUGGUGAUGGAGGUGGUGUCUUCGGGGGUGAUGUGGGGGAAAAAGCGGGUGCGGGAGGUGCCGGGGGGGGCCUGGUGGUGGGGGUGGAGGAGUCGAUCGUGGUGGAGCAUGCGAGAGAGGAGGUCAGCAAGGGGCAUGUCGGGUUCGUGGGCGAGGGCGGUUGCAAGGUCUUUGUGGCAUACUCGUUUGAUGCGGGWGAUGAAYGCACAGUCGGGAAUGACGGUGUGGGGGAGGUGGUGUCGGAGGGAGCGGACGUAUUGGACGAAGCGGUCCGUGGGACCGGUCUGGCGGAGGUGGCAGAAUUGUUCAAGGUAGUCGUCAAUGGUUUUCUGGGGGCGGAAGGUGGCAGUGAGGAAGGUGGCCCAUUGGAGGAAGGUGUAGCGUGGUCCUCCGGAGGCUCGGCGGUUGCUGGCUUCAGCCAUCCACCAUUUGGCUGCAUUGCAGAGGAGGCGAGAGGUGGCAAUGGGGAGCCAGUGGGCAAGGGGCAUGUGGUGGAGCUGAAAAGAGUUCUGAAGCUGGGUUAGGAAGAGGAAAACGUCCUCGUGGGGGAGGCCGGAGAAGGACAUGAUUUCGCCAGAUCG